Messenger RNA from Paramisgurnus dabryanus, 2211 nucleotides. RefSeq names its product DEAF1 transcription factor (gene deaf1). Gene Ontology annotation, molecular function: DNA binding; DNA-binding transcription factor activity, RNA polymerase II-specific. Gene Ontology annotation, cellular component: nucleus. The record is from RefSeq and is a predicted model, not a curated record. Gene Ontology annotation, biological process: regulation of transcription by RNA polymerase II. NCBI's taxonomy places the organism in Eukaryota, Metazoa, Chordata, Actinopteri, Cypriniformes, Cobitidae.
UCCUUCCUGUGUUGAUCUCCGUCCUCAGUAAAGGCUCCAAGAGGCCAUUAUCCUGCUACCAUUUUCUUUUGUAAUAUACUUUGACGAAAAAACGUUGCAAUAUAACAUAUUUUGUCCGUGGAAGUCGCUUAAAGGAUUAUUGCAUACGUGCGCAUUUACAGAGCACGGGGGAAGUGCAUCUUGGCCCGAAAAUCCUUCGGAUAAUUUCGGCUUGAUUCGUGUUUUGAAAUGGACUCGACUGAAACGGCGUCGAAAGCGCUCGAGCUGGGCGACGCGUCGGAGCGCGCGUCUGCGGUUGUAGUUUCGGAUACCGAAUCGGAGCCCGAAGUUGCCACGAUGACUGUGAUGGAAGAAGCGGCAGACAUCGACAUAGCCGAAUCACUGCCGAACCCGGACGAUCCCGAAACCGCGUUUGCUGAGGUCACUGCAGUCACUGUAAGAGAUGUUCAAGGCACAGAGGACACUGUAUUUACAUCCACAGUCGCAACUGCAGCUUCCAUCCCUGAACACGUGCUGACAGGCCGAACCACACUUCAGAUCGGAGACAGUCUCAGUACCCAGAAGGCCACGCUGAUCGUCGUUCACACGGACGGAAGCAUCAUGGACACCACAGGGCUGAAGGGUACCACAACACCAAUGACACCCGGUCCUCAGACCCCGAACACCCCUCUGACAUCUGGACAUGAUAAGGACAUCUCGAAAUACAACUGGGAUCCAUCAGUAUACGACAAUGAGCUUCCCGUACGUUGCAGGAACACAAGUGGGAUUCUGUACAAAAACAGGCUGGGCUCAGGUGGCAAAGGGCGCUGUAUCAAACACAACAACAACUGGUUUACACCGACAGAGUUUGAGGGCAUGUCGGGUAGAGCGAGCAGCAAAGACUGGAAGAGGAGCAUCCGCUACGCUGGGCGACCUCUGCAGUGUCUUAUUCAGGAGCGCAUUUUGAACCCGCAUGCGGCGUCUUGCACGUGUGCAGCCUGCUGCGAUGAUCUCUCCACAUCUCCCAAGGAUGGACCUUUUCCAGGAGAUAAUACGGGUCCCGUCAGACUGUUUGUCCCUUACAAAAGAAGAAAGAAAGACAAUGAACGGUCAACUUCUCCUGAGAAGAGAGACAUUCAGACACCAAAGAACAUCACCCUGACUCCAGGAGCAACAUUUACAGUGAGUCCAUCCGGACAGAUCACCACAUCAGGCACGCUGACGUUUGACCGAACGGCUUCAGGUGAAACGACAGCUAUCAUUUCCGACAGCCCGGCGCCUGCUGACGUUUUCACCAACACAACUGUGUUGACUACUCUCCCUGCACUGGCCGUGGUGCCCCAGCAGGCAGUCGUGCAGUCUAAACCCCCACCACAAGGGGCGCUGGUGAACGGAUUAGAGACAGGUGAGCAGCGUACGUGGCUUUACCUGGAGGAGAUGGCCGAAACGCUGCUUAAUAACGUCGAGCAACUUAAAGUCCUGAUCGCACAAGCUAAACAUGCUAGUCAAGGUGGAUCGCACGCCAUCAUCAGUCCAGAGAAAACCAACGGCGCCCAGAAAGAGGCUUAUCAGACUCAGCUGUCAAUCAGCGAUGAUGACAAAAUCACCGAAAUUAUCAUCAAGCACACAUGUGUGAACUGCGGUCGAGAGGCUUUUAGUGAAUGCACGGGAUGUCAUAAAGUUCAUUACUGUUCUGGCUUCUGUCAGCGGAAGGACUGGAAGGAGCAUCAGCUGAGCUGCUGUCAGCCGAGCGCAGCCAUCAACAUUCAGGAAGAGAUUCAGAUUUCCAGCGUAAAGGAAGAGAAAGGAAAGGUCUAAAGUUCUCAUUCAUACCACAGGACCGCCGUCCUUGCACUGUAUGACGUAUCCAUGGAUUUUGGUUAAAGCCUUGUUGUAGCAGCUUCCUCGCUCACACACUUAUUUUGUCAUCCCUGUGAUCGAUGUUUUUGUUUCUUGCUAUGGAUUCUGUCAGUGAAAGUUACAAAAUAUCUGUUGUAAUUUGUUUAACCUCAGGUCAUCUUUCUUCUUAAAGAAUCUCUCAGUUGUUGUUUUAUGUACAAUAAAAGCAACUUAUGUUGGACUUAAGAAAUCAAGUUUGGAACUACAGAACAGUCAAUAAUGACAGAAUUAAAUAUAUAUAUAUUUUUUAAUAUUUGGUAUUCAUUUUAAUUAUAAAGUGUUAUCAAACUCAGUGUAAUGAAGGAUGGCAAUGUUCAAGUGUUUGCAAUACAA